This is a messenger RNA of Penicillium griseofulvum, 642 nucleotides long. RefSeq names its product Mg-dependent acid phosphatase. Gene Ontology annotation, molecular function: acid phosphatase activity. The transcript has 2 exons. Bases 1 to 642 code for a protein of 213 amino acids. The record is from RefSeq and is a predicted model, not a curated record. NCBI's taxonomy places the organism in Eukaryota, Fungi, Ascomycota, Eurotiomycetes, Eurotiales, Aspergillaceae.
AUGUUACGCGCCAAGCGCCAGAACACUCAGCCUUUGGAGGAUUCAUCUGUCGCGCCUGAAACUUUCACCGAUGGCCUCCCACUCCCAAAAUUGAUCGCAUUCGAUCUAGACUACACAUUGUGGCCCUUCUGGGUCGACACACAUGUCAGCGCCCCAGUCAAGGCCCGUGACAACAACUCACGUGCCGUGGACAGAUGGGGAGAGUCCUUCGCCUUCUACCCGGCAGUCUCGUCUAUAGUCUACGCCUGCAAACAUCGCUCCAUCCCACUAGCACUCGCAUCCCGAACUCAGGCCCCCGAUCUGGCGCGUGACAUGCUCAAAUCCCUGCAUAUUAUCCCCACCUUCUCCGAUAACCCCGCCGCGAACGCCAAGACCAUCCGUGCCCUCGAUUACUUUGAUUUUAUCCAGAUCUACCCCGGGAGCAAAACAUCGCAUUUUUCCAAGAUCCAACAGACGAGUAGUGUUCCUUAUGAGGAUAUGCUGUUCUUCGAUGAUGAGGCGCGCAAUCGGAACGUGGAGACGGAGCUAGGGGUCACAUUUUGCUUGGUCCGCGAUGGGAUGACCAGAGAUGAGGUCGACCGGGGCGUUAGAGCUUGGAGAAAACGAAAUGGCAUCAAACAAGAGACCGUGGAGGAAUCGUGA